GCACGAUGAGAGAUCGUCCAGGAGGCUGGUGUUGAUGGGGCAAAGGGCAAUAGCACUUGAAAUCGUAGAAGCAAGUCGGGGAGGGGGGUCAGUGUCAGAAUAUGGUAGGCCCUGGGAGAACUCCGGCUUUUCGUCUGCACGAGCUGGGGAACGGCCGAAGGUUUCUGCGCACAGCACGGACCUAUGUGCCUCAGCUUUAAGGGAAUCACCGUGGCCGCUGCUGUGAACGCAGAGGAGGGCGCAAGCGUGGGAGCAGGAACCCAAGGAGGCGGGAAACGAUGGGGCUUUCUGAAUGUAUUGGAGCCCACAGAAAGAGCCCACAGAUCUGCUGCAGACCGGAAGGGGGCGCGAGAAAGAGCGGACAGAGGCAGACGCCGGGGCUGGCGGCGAUGGCGCAGCAGUCGGAGGAAGGGGAAGGCCUGCGAGAGGCGCCCGCGGCCCAGCGCCGGCCUUCGGGUCCCACCUUGCGGGUGAUGUUGUGCACGUAGGGGCACGUGUUGCAGGCGAAGCGGUGGCAGCGUUGUCCCUCCUCCACGAUCAGCCCGUUCCCGCAGCCGGGGCAGAACAGCAGCAUGGUCUGGAACUCCGCAGGCGCCAGCCACCGGCAGCUCCACUGCCGCUCAGCGCCGACGCGCCGCCCGCCUCGAGCUUACAUUGGUCCUGGCAGCCGCCUCGCCCCGCCCACCAACCAAUAGACAGGGCGAUUCUGCGCUCUCAGCCCGGCUGCUGGCUGUCUCCACUUGUCAUUGGUCACUGCAGCCGCCCACCCCUCGGCGCACCAAUGGCUGGGCGGCCUCGCUGGGACCGGCCGCAGUUCCUGCGCGUGCGCGCUGGGCCUCCCUGGUGCCGACUGGCAGUGCCGGCAGAGACCGGCUGAGAGGUGCGGCCCUGGAGGAGACGGAGGCCGCGGGUGGGCCCGAGGCGCAAGAGGAAGAUGAGGACGAAGAAGAGGCGCUGCCGCACUCCGAGGCCAUGGACGUGUUCCAGGAGGGUCUGGCUAUGGUGGUGCAGGACCCGCUGCUCUGUGAUCUGCCGAUCCAGGUUACUUUGGAAGAAGUCAACUCCCAAAUAGCCCUAGAAUAUGGCCAGGCAAUGACGGUCCGAGUGUGCAAGAUGGAUGGAGAAGUAAUGCCUGUGGUUGUAGUGCAGAGUGCCACAGUCCUGGACCUGAAGAAGGCCAUCCAGAGAUACGUGCAGCUCAAGCAGGAGCGUGAAGGGGGCAUUCAGCACAUCAGCUGGUCUUAUGUGUGGAGGACGUACCAUCUGACCUCUGCAGGAGAGAAACUCACAGAAGAUAAAAAGAAGCUCCGAGACUAUGGCAUCCGGAAUCGAGAUGAGGUUUCCUUCAUCAAAAAGCUGAGGCAAAAGUGAGCCUCCAGACAGGACAGCUCCCUUGAUCACUGGUGGCUGAGCUUUUUCCCAGCAGGAUCGGAUCCUCGAGUCAUUGUACCUCUUUCACAGAAAGGCACCCAACAGGAACGGUCAGCAUGAACCUGGGGGCCCUCAGGACUAGGACAGGGUGUGCCAGUGCUCCCUUCUUUCAUGUACUUGGCCUGAGACUGACCUCUCCUUGGGUCCAAAGACCCUAGUCACAUGGCAGAGCCACGGCCUGGUCCUGUGUAUAAAAUAAACCUGUGUGCUUCUUAGUUUGAAAAGUCAAAA
Molecule: messenger RNA, 1662 nt
Organism: Rhinopithecus roxellana (golden snub-nosed monkey)
Lineage: Eukaryota; Metazoa; Chordata; Mammalia; Primates; Cercopithecidae
Gene: SNRNP25
Product: small nuclear ribonucleoprotein U11/U12 subunit 25
Exons: 5
Coding region: 973-1371 (132 amino acids)
Biological process (GO): mRNA splicing, via spliceosome
Cellular component (GO): U12-type spliceosomal complex
Molecular function (GO): protein binding
Source: RefSeq, a predicted model, not a curated record